CCGCUCUCCCCCUCUUCCCCGGCUGCGCCUCACUCUCGCAGCCGCCAGGCCUCAACCCCUCACCCGCCGCCACUUACCCCGUGAUGUCUCCCGCCCUCGCCGCCGCGGAGCCCAUGGCCGUCGAUGACUCCGCCUCCAAGAAGGCCAAGCGCAAGCAGCUCAAGGCCGCCGCGGAGGCCGAGGCGGAGGCCGCCGUCUCGAGGAAGAAGGAGAAGAAGGAGAAGAAGCGCAAGGCGAAGGAGCCGUCCCCACCCCUGGCGGCCUCCGACGAGGAGAGGAGCAGCACGAGCUCUGAGGAGCCCGUCCCCGCCGCGAAGAAGGCGAAAAAUAAGAAGGAUAAGAAGACGGCUGAGGAGAGGACCAGCUCGAGCUCUGCGGAGGACGACGGCGAGCUCACGGCCAGCAGCGACGAGGACCCCGCCGAUCCUAACGCGCUGACGAACUUCCGGAUUUCGGAGCCGCUGAGGCAGAGGCUCAGGUCCAAGGGCAUCAAGGCGCUGUUCCCCAUCCAGGCCACCACCUUCGGCCUCCUCCUCGACGGCAGCGACUUGGUCGGCCGCGCGCGCACUGGCCAGGGCAAAACGUUGGCUUUUGUGCUGCCCAUAUUGGAGUCCUUGGUGAAUGGGGUGCACAAGGCAUCCAGACGCACCGACUAUGGCAGGCCUCCAAGUGUUUUGGUUCUGCUACCAACCAGAGAGCUAGCAAACCAGGUGCACGCAGACUUUGAGUUUUACGGUGCAACAUUCGGGCUUUCUACGUGCUGUGUAUAUGGGGGUUCUCCUUAUCGUCCGCAAGAAAUGGCAUUGCGAAAGGGGAUUGACAUUGUUGUUGGAACUCCUGGUCGUAUCAAGGAUUUCAUUGUAAAGGGAACUCUUAAUUUGAAGUCUUUGAAAUUCCGUGUCCUUGAUGAAGCUGAUGAGAUGCUUAACAUGGGCUUUGUUGAUGACGUUGAGCUCAUUCUUGGCAAGGUUGAAGAUGCUACCAAAGUACAAACACUUCUGUUCAGUGCUACUCUGCCAGAUUGGGUGAAUAAGCUCUCCAUGAGGUUUCUGAAAGUAGACAGAAGAACAGUUGAUCUUGUUGGCAAUGAGAAGCUGAAAGCUAGUGCAUCUGUUAAACAUCUUGCUCUUCCUUGUAACAAGGCAGCAAGGGCUCAGGUUAUCCCAGACAUUAUCAGAUGCUACAGCCAUGGUGGCCGAACAAUUAUUUUCACCGAGACAAAGGACUCUGCAUCGGAGCUUUCUGGUUUGAUUGCUGGAUCCCGUGCCUUGCAUGGAGAUGUUGCGCAAGCUCAGCGUGAAGUCAUUCUUGCUGGUUUCCGGAGUGGGAAGUUCCAAGUUUUGGUUGCUACAAAUGUGGCAGCUCGUGGCCUGGACAUUAAUGAUGUGCAGCUUAUCAUACAGUGUGAACCUCCACGUGAUGUUGAAGCUUACAUACACCGGUCAGGUCGGACAGGGAGAGCAGGUAAUACUGGUAUUGCUGUCAUGCUUUUUGAACCCAGAUAUAAGCACAGCGUGACCAGACUAGAAAGGGAGUCUGGGGUUCAGUUUGAGCACAUCUCUGCGCCACAGCCUACUGAUGUGGCACAAUCUGCUGGCAGUGAAGCAGCUGAUGCCAUUGCGACUGUGUCAGACAGUGUUAUUCCUGUUUUCCGGCAGCAAGCAGAGCAACUGUUAAGCUCUUCCAGUAUGUCCGCAGUUGACUUACUAGCCAAAGCACUUGCAAAAGCAGUUGGUUACACGGACAUAAAGAAAAGAUCAUUGCUUUCUUCUAUGGAGGGUUACACUACAUUACAUCUUCAAACUGGCAGGCCUAUGUGGGCACCGGGGUUUGCUUUUACCAUAUUGAAAAGGUUCAUGCCAGAGGAGAAACUUGCAGAUGUAAAGGGUGCGACCCUCACUGCUGAUGGGACCGGUGUUGUAUUUGAUGUUCCUGCAGCAGAUGUUGAAGACUAUAUUCAAGGUUCCGAGAGCGCUGCCAUGGUGACAAUUGAUGAAGUGAAACAACUGCCACCCUUGCAAGAUAAGGAUCAGUCAAGAGGCAACUCUGGCGGUGGAAGAUUUGGCCGUGGAGGUGGCGGGAGAUUUUCUGGUGGUGGCCGUGGAGGUGGCGGCGGUGGCAGAGGCAGAGGUGGAGGCAGUAGAGGGUUUUCUGGCAAAGGGAGCGGCAAUAGGUUUAAUAGGAGAAAUUAGAGCUGUUGCAGGGUUGAUGGACAUUUGAAGGUGGUAUGCCAUUUUUGCUGUAGUUGAUGAACGGGAGGGAAUGGCGGCUCUUUUUUCCCCGAAUGUAUCGGCUUUUAUUUAUUUGUCAAGUGUUUGUUACCAAGAUUAUGACGAUCAAUUUUGCCAACGCAAGUGUAAAAUUCUCAUCUGACACUCCGUAUGUAUUGUUUUGCGACGUUUGAAGUUGUCAGGAUUUUGAGUGCUUAA
Messenger RNA from Phragmites australis (common reed), 2429 nucleotides. Its product is annotated as DEAD-box ATP-dependent RNA helicase 7-like. Bases 84 to 2192 code for a protein of 702 amino acids. The record is from RefSeq and is a predicted model, not a curated record. The transcript has 14 exons. Gene Ontology annotation, molecular function: RNA binding; ATP binding; helicase activity. Lineage: Eukaryota; Viridiplantae; Streptophyta; Magnoliopsida; Poales; Poaceae.